Molecule: messenger RNA, 3502 nt
Organism: Microtus ochrogaster (prairie vole)
Lineage: Eukaryota; Metazoa; Chordata; Mammalia; Rodentia; Cricetidae
Gene: Ppp6c
Product: protein phosphatase 6 catalytic subunit
Exons: 5
Coding region: 272-1078 (268 amino acids)
Molecular function (GO): protein serine/threonine phosphatase activity
Source: RefSeq, a predicted model, not a curated record
AGUCCCAGCACUCCCUGCGGCACACAGCUACAGGUCCCAGCAGGGCUCAGCAGCAGGACCCCCGGGUUCUCUUAGAGAUCCGUAGUUCGGUCCGAGAGGGCACGGGGCGUGUCGAGGUGCGGAAGAGGAGCGAGUCAGGUUUUGAGGACGCUGCGCAGACGCCACUCACGGGUCGGACGUGACGUAAGGAUUGUUCCGGCUUCGGCCUCCGCCGCUGCCUCCGGUACUUCAGCUGCCGCCGCUGCCUUCGCCGUGGCUCGUUCUUCCUAAAAUGGCGCCGCUAGAUCUGGACAAGUAUGUGGAGAUAGCGCGGCAGUGCAAGUACCUUCCCGAGAACGACCUGAAGCGACUGUGUGACUAUGUUUGCGAUCUGCUCUUGGAAGAGUCGAAUGUUCAGCCAGUGUCAACACCAGUAACAGUGUGUGGGGACAUACAUGGACAGUUCUAUGAUCUUUGUGAACUGUUCCGAACUGGAGGUCAGGUUCCUGACACAAACUAUAUAUUUAUGGGUGAUUUUGUAGACAGAGGUUACUAUAGCUUGGAGACCUUCACUUAUCUUCUUGCACUAAAGGCUAAAUGGCCUGAUCGUAUUACACUUUUAAGAGGAAAUCAUGAGAGUAGACAGAUAACACAGGUGUAUGGAUUUUAUGGUAAGACCUUCUUUUCUUUGAUUCUAAGUAGUAUCUUACUUUUGGGGGGAAAAAUGGCAAUGGAAAUGUUGGUUGGGAACGAUUAUAGAGUGGGACUUAGAACCGUGAGAACUUCAGUAGUGAUGCUGCUGCUAUUAAGCUGUUGGAUGGAAUACUCACAAAGCCUUUCUAAAUUGCAGUUUGUUCAUAUCAACAACUUAAAACUCAUCUGCAGAGCACAUCAGCUUGUACAUGAAGGCUAUAAGUUUAUGUUUGACGAGAAGCUGGUCACAGUGUGGUCUGCUCCUAACUACUGCUAUCGCUGUGGAAACAUCGCUUCCAUCAUGGUCUUCAAAGAUGUCAAUACGAGAGAACCAAAGUUAUUCCGGGCAGUUCCAGAUUCAGAGCGUGUUAUUCCUCCCAGAACCACGACGCCGUAUUUCCUCUGAGGCCAUUGCCAUCCUGCUGGCCCACUUUAUACCCCUCUUUUACCCCAACUUUCUUGUACCCUCUACAAUAUACUUAUUAUUGAGCACUUUGCUGCUGAAAUGCUGCCUCUUGCCUUUUUUUUUUUAAAUUAUCUAAAUUUAUUAUUUGUUAUGGUGUCGAUAGCAAUGUUUUUCUAUCAGUUUUGUCACUCAUCCCAUCCCCACCUUGGACUUGUUUGAGAAAACUUGAGAAAUGUCUUAAUACUCACAUUGCUGCAUGUAGCUCUUGCUUAUUUACUGUUCUGGGGAAACAGGAAGCAUUUCCUCUUUUAAAAAGUCCAUUGACAAUUACAUGGAAAUCCUCAUUUGUAUCAGCCAGCCUUCUGCUUUUGUUCGGUAGGGUUAAGAAAUUUCAGCAGCAAAGUUGUCCAGUGGGCAGGAUGGACUGCAGAUGCCCGAGUCAUGUCCCCUUGUCGCAGCUGUAAACUUCACUGUCCAUUGUUGGAUGAUGAUUUGAUGUUUCAAAAGGGUAUAAAAUAAAUUGGUCUAAAGGGCUGCCCUCCUUGUUGUGUUUUUAAAUUUUAGUUAAAAACUGCUACAGCUUAUAACUUUGUACAUUAAGAUAAUUGUACUGAUCUUUUUUCAGAUUUCUUGUAUUUUUUAAUAAAGUAAUCUUAAAACCCAGAUAGGUUAAGUGUUAGAAAUUUUAAACAACUUACAUUGUUAGCUAAAGGUUACUUUUCUUUUUCUUUUCUCUUUCCUUGUUUUCCUGAGAGUUUUUGACCCUUUGGUUAUUGAAUCUAAAAUUUCAGUUGAAAUUCAAUAUUUAUUUUUUUAAAAUACCACUAAAUUGUGCCUAAAAAACAUAACUGCCAUAGUAACACUUUGAUUUCUAUCCUCUAUAGUAAUAGGAAACAUUCAAUAGUUGUAGCGCUGAUGUGUAGAUUUGAUGCCAGUUGAGUAGAAUGUGUUCAAUCCAGUUUACACUCUCCUGGGUGUCAUCAAGUAAAUGAGUACUUUUCAGUAGCAAGCAUUCUCUCGCUGUAACCUUUGACCUUAACUUUUACAAAGUAUUCAGUUUUUAACAGCAACUUUAAAGGCUGAAAUAUCAGAACCCUUGUGUUUGUGAACUGUAAUCUGAAGCAGAUUAUUUAAAGGGAAAAAAACAGGCGGUUUGCUUGUGAAGGUCUGUUAUGCCAUAUUUCAGCUUUGUGUGUGUAAUUUGACUAUCUAAAGGGUUAUGAUGAUCAGUUCUUGAUAUGUAAUUGUCCACUUAAUAAGGACAAGUAUAUCAUUAUCUCUUAUGACUGUUGUCAUAGAUGACUUUAGGAUGUACCAUCUUGUGAAAUUUUUGGUAUCCCUUUAUAGUGAUAAUUAUUUUUUGUCAUCCCAGGAAAUCCAUGUGAAGCAAUUGAUUAAAGCACUUUAGCAUCUGUUCAGGUAGUUUUAAAAAACAACUUUUCCCCUCCAGGAUAAGAACUUCCAGGUUACCUAAAAAUGCAAUAAAAAUCUUAAUAGUCUAAGCUUCUUGGCAAAUACUAUUUCAUCAGGGUUUCUUUUACUGAAUGAGCACAAUAUUGUUUUGAUUUUAUUUGUCCCUAAUCACCCAGCCCCUUGUACAGUUUUUAAUUGUGUAGUCUAUGAAAGAAGUGACUGAGACAUUUGCUGCACACACUUGAACUAAUGGUGGGUCAGUAGCUUUGUGUUACUUUCCUAACCCCAGUGUAAUUCAGGUGGAAAGGUAUUUUUAUCUCACAGGAAUAUGUAGCUAUGUAUUUUAUUAUUUGUGAAACACUGGAAUUAAUGGUGCAGACAACUUGAUGUGGUUUUUGAACAACUCUGCAGUAUUUUCUUGUUUGUGUUACCAUAAAUUGUAUUGAAGUGCUUGCCCUCCACUGCUUUUAAGUUGUACCAGUAAAAUCAGUAACUCAGUCCACUCUUUCUGCUUCACACUCCUUAGCUUAGGUUGGUGUGGUUGUUUUUAUUCUCCUUUAAUGUGACUUAUUUUCAAGUCACGGUGUACUGCUUUUGUUUGUCACUAGCUGGGCAUGUGCCAAUAAUAUUCUUCCAUCCCUUAACUGCCAUCUCUGUUUUGCCUGACUUUUCUUCAACUGAACAAUGGCUUUGAGGCAUGGAAAAAGUAGUUUUUCUAUUAGACUUGUGAAGGAAAGAAAGAGUGAAUGUAUUGGACCUUGCAAGCCUGAAAAAGAAUAAUUGGAUCCCUCUACUAAACAAGGGCUAUGUAUUUAUUAUUCAGAGUAAUCAUGUGAUGAGAGACACUUGCAAGCCAGAGAUCUGAAGUGGAGGGAAUCUGCUACUCCCUGUGUCUAGGCUGAAUGUAAAAUACCCUAUGUUGUACCAAUGGGGCUAAGAACUAUUUUUAUUUGACUGUGAUAUACUUGGUUUCUAAUAAAGUGUCCUAGGCUCCAGUGAGAACUGUCUACU